Xyrauchen texanus (razorback sucker) is the source of this 3267-nucleotide messenger RNA. RefSeq names its product chordin-like protein 2. The record is from RefSeq and is a predicted model, not a curated record. The transcript is spliced from 11 exons. Lineage: Eukaryota; Metazoa; Chordata; Actinopteri; Cypriniformes; Catostomidae. Gene Ontology annotation, molecular function: protein binding. Bases 124 to 1482 code for a protein of 452 amino acids.
GAUAAAACAUAGACGCGCUACAGAGACUCCCACAGAAGUUACCAAGUUGUUGUUGUACUUCUAAAGUGCGGAGAAGUUUGUGAAGAAAAUCCUGUCUUCAGUUUUAGGAAUAGGAAGAAAAGGAUGACCUACUUAAAACACUUUUUCACUUUGAUCACGAUGCGAUGUUUAGUUCAGGGUGAAAUGGAGGCAAUUCGACCUGGAAAAAUGUCUGGUGUCUUUUGCACUUUUAAAGAGAAGACCUACAGGCCAGGAGAUAGCUGGCAUCCCUAUUUGGAGCCCGUUGGAUUCGUGUUCUGCAUGCGUUGUACUUGCACUGAAUCUGGUCAUGUGAAAUGCAACCCCAUCAAAUGCCCUGUCCUGCGAUGUAAAAAUCCAGUGACUCACUCACAGCAGUGCUGCCCUCGUUGUACAGAUGAGCACAGAACUCCUGCAGGUCUGCGGGCACCCAUUAAAACCUGUUGGCAUAAUGGAAGCAUAUACCAAACAGGGGAAACAUUUGCCAACCAUGAACUCUUCCCAUUCCGUCGGUCCAACCAAUGUGUCAAGUGCACUUGCUCUAAUGGAAAUAUAUUCUGUGCACUGAAAACAUGUCUGCCCAUUACAUGUUCCUCACCAGUUUCAGUUCCAGAUGCAUGCUGCUUGGUGUGCAAAGAGGGCACAAUUGACAUCAAUGCUGAAUCAUUUGGGGAUGGAGGACAACAGCUGAACAGAGGAGCUAGGCAUUCUGUGGAUCACUGUGCUGGGGAACAGGUCAGGGGUCGCUCAGUUAGGGCCACACCAUCAACAAUGCGGAGCUCUCCGAGAGUCCUCAACCUACAGACGCUACACCUUAAAGGAGCAGCAGAGACUACUGUUAAGAUUCUUCUACAGCGCAAAUAUCAGAGAGCUUGCGUGUAUAGCGGAAAGACCUAUUCCCAUGGUGACGUGUGGCACCCGGUGCUGGGGAAGGUUUUGGAGUGCAUUCUGUGCACCUGCAGGGACGGUUUACAAGAAUGCAGGCGCAUCACAUGUCCCAGUCAGUAUCCAUGCCAACAUCCCAUAAAGACAGAGGGGAAAUGCUGCAAGAUUUGUCCAGAGCUCAAAGCAGAGGGCAACAGGACAGAGUGCUACCUUGGCCAGGACAAUAGCAAUCUCCUGGUAUAUAAAGUUGAAUCCUCAUCCGCCUCUCAAUCAGAGGACAAAGUGCGGAUGAUUGCCAUCGAGAGACAGGGAGCCACAGAGGUUGAGGUGCAAGUCUGGAAAACAGUUGAAGGUGUUUUGCAUUUAAUGGAAUCAGGUGAUGUUCAAAAGAAAGACCUCAUAGAACAUCCUGAAAAUUACAUCUUACUGACCACAUUAGAUGAGGACACUUGGAGGAAGUUUAAAGAAGAGGAGGACAAGCAGAAGGACUUGAGUAAGAUUAGGAUCUGUGAAGAUGGAAUAAAGGAAGUAGUGAAGUACUUAAAACCUGAACAGCUAGACAGCCUUUGCAGGUCUUAGUCUCCUCACUGCUCUCUAACACUGUGCCAUCCCAGUCUCUGACACCCAUUUUGUUACCGAAGAACACACUCGCCCCCACACACUCACACAAUGUGCAUGUAGUACAAAACCAGAUGCUGGCAGCAGGUAGUCUAAAGAUCUCAUUUAUUACUAUGAGUCAUUUAAGCACAAGUAGUCUACUAAAUGGGCCAAAAUUGUAUGCAUUCUCCAGGAAGAAAGGGUGUAAAGCAAUCCUCAUCAUUAAAGGGUUAGUUUCCAAAAACUGAAAAUUCUGUCAUCAUUUAAUUACCCUCAUGUUGUUCCAACUCCAUAUAACUUUUAUUUUUCACAAUUUUUGUCACUUUUCACUUUCAUUUUAUUGAAAAAAGAAGCAAUGAAAUUAAAUUGUGACUGGAGCUGUCAGUCCCUAACAUUCUGCCUUUUGUGUUUCAUGGAAGAAACAAAGUAAUUCAGGUUUUGAACAAAAUGAGGGUGAGUAAAUGAUGACAGAAUGUUCAGUAAAAGGAAUAUUGCAUGUUGUUCUAGCAAACUUCCACUGCAUGUACAUAAAAGGAGAAGCAUAGGAUGAAAACAGCUUAAUGGCCAGAAUGCUUUUAUAAAGUUGACAUAGGCCACUUUUUUCCACUGUACUUAGUUACACGUCAGUCAUAUUUGUAUCAUGAAUUAACUAAAUAUACACUAUUUAUUGUGCAUUUAAAGCAGCAAACAUACUUUUCUUUGAAUAUAACUUUAAUAGAAUGUUUGUCUGCAGAAAAUGUUUUGCAUUGGCGUGCAUGUAGCAUGUAAAUUGAUCUGGUCAUGUAUAAUUCCUAUGAACUUAAUGAUCAAAAAUAUAUUGGGCUAAUGACCUGGUGUAACACUAACCAAUAUGACAUUGCAGUUUUUACAACUGAAUGUGCCAUAGCACAAGUUACAAAUCUAUUACUGGUUUUCUGAAAAGUUAUAAUGACCUAUUGUGUAUUAAAGGGAAUUCCCACUAAUGCCAUAAAUAGGUUAGAAGUUGGAAGCAAUGUGCUGUGUUAUAUGUUGAGGUUUUGCAGGUUUUAAAGGAAUAGAAAAAUGACACAAAAAUGAAAAUGAUGUCAUUAUUUUAGGUUGUUCCAAAACCUGUAUGACUUUCUUCCUUCCGUGGAACACAAAAGGUGAAUUUUUGAAGAACAUCCUGGCCACUCUUAACUGUUCUUCACACAGUCAGUAUCAUGCAGUAUGAAAACUUGUAAUAUACUGCACAAUUCAUUUGAACUACGUUUAUGGUACUUUUUUGUUUGACAGUCCAAGCUAGUGGACUUGUAUUAGCUUAUAUUACUGAUCUCAUGUGAAUUCUACUCUACGUAUGAAUGAAUCAUGAUAUAAUUGAUAACUCAUUUUAUUGCCACAUUUUUUAAGGUUUUACUUUUUAUGUAGUGCAUCCUCAUAUUUAAAUGCCCCUCUAAACAGUGUUGCCAAUGUCUGAAUGUUUGCAAACAGUGUGCUGUUGCUCUGCUGUUUCAAACUUCUUUUUGGCUUUGAGGGAAGAACCAAAGCCAAAGGGAGUUGUAAGGAAUUUAUCUAUUCUGUUUCCUUAACUGUUCCAAUUAAUGAUUCUUUGAGAACUUUUGUGGAAGAUUUUUGGGGCAAUAAGACUUUUUUAAGUUGCAUUCACUAAAAUGAAUCGCAGUUAAGAGUCAUUCGCUUGGGAGGUAGCACAGUUUUGCAGUGUAGAUUCUAAAGAACUGGCUCAUAAAGGCACCGGCAUACUUACGGCGAAAUGGUUCUUCCCUCAAAGCCAAAAAGAAGUUUGAAACA